CAGGCAUCUGAACAGAAUUAAAGCAUGAGCACGUGCAAAACUAAUCUGCUUCCCAAGAUAGCAAAUGCUGAGAAGUUCUAUACUAGAACACUUGCGGUGCUGACUGGCUGGGCGUGAUUAACCUAACAAGCUUAACGCUCCGCUUGCCAUCCACAUCUGUCAGGUUCAUAAUCCGCAAGACCUGGGCCCUGCAGAACUGUCCCGCUGCUCACUGACAGCAGAGGCUUCAAAACUUGGGACAACCGGCAUGUCUUCCUCUUCCUUGUGGCAUGGGCCUCAAGUCUAGGAGCAUGCACCGUGGACUGGGGUUGCCCAGACAGACUAGCCAGAAAGCCAGUCCCCAGUUCUGAGGAUUCUCCAAAGACCUCGAAGGUAGAAGAUGGUGACAAGCUGAAGCCAUGGGGUGCACACCGUCACACAGCGGCAUUGUCAACAGCGUUGCCAAGAGUGGCAUUCAAUUUUUUAAGAAGCCCAAAGCAAUUCUGCCAGGAUGUCAGCGGGGCAGCCGAAAAUGUCCCAUCCCUUUGCUGGUUCAAAGUUCUACCUUCUGUGACCCUGGUGGGGACCCGCACCUGGGACAGAGGUCAGCAGAGGAGCCAGCGAGUUCCAAGAAGCCACAAACCAUGGCUGAAGGUCUUUGUCAGCUCACGAAAGAUAUGAAAGGACUGAUUCCAGAAAGCCAAAGAUUCCAGCUGAACAAAUCACAAAGCCAUGCAGCUACGGACAUGUCAUCCAGGACAGGAUGCUACCACAUGAUACAAGAAGCAGAUUUUGCUGGGCAAGAGGGUGAGGAAAACAUUUCCCAGAAGACCUCAAAAUGGGACCAAAAGUUGGACAACCAGGACCAAUGCUACCAAACUACUCCUGAGUCAAAAGGCAACGUGGACUUCCCUGAGCCCCUGGUAAAGGCCCACCAGCACGCUUACGCCUAUCUGCACACCAGCCUUUCCAGAUACGAAGCAAUUCUGCGCCUGGUCCAGCAGGCCAGCCACACCCGGGAACUGUUGCAGCCCAUGCUUAGCUUCCUGCUGCUGUGUUUCGAGGAAGUCAGCCAGCUCCUAGGAGAGAUCUCCAAAGAUGGAGAAGUGCUCCUCCAGGAAGUUAGAGGGGAUCUGGCCUGGCCAUCAGGGAAAAGCGAUCCCCGGGAACAGCCAGACCUCCUACAACAGCUGCUGCAGUACACGGUCAACAAGCUGCAGGUGGUUCACAGCACGGUGGCCGCCCUCACUGGGAACCUGCUGGAGGGCUCCAGCAGCUACCUCAGCUCCACUGCUAGUCAUCUGGAGGGUAAGCUAAGCACCAAGAGAGGUGUGGAUGAAUACCUCCUAAGGACCCUGGGACAGCUGGAGAGCCUGACCACUGGCCAUGGUGACCCUGGGCUGCUAGGGCCACCCUUGUGCUCUGAGGACAGUGGCAUCGGUGCUGACACUGAGCCUGUGCAGUCCAUGGAGAAGCUGGGCAAGCAAACCAGCCUGGACUUUGCAGCAGAGCCUGCAGAAUGGAAGCAGGGGACUGCACCCCAAGUGGAAGCCAGGCUGGCAGGGCAUGCCUGGCAGAAAGGUCCAUAUUGGACAGGUGCAGGCAGACACCAAGGCUGCCCACUGUCAAGGCCUAGGAUAGUGAAGAUCCAGCCUGCAGCACAGGAUAACGCCAGACGCUCUAGUGCCUCCAGCACAGGCCCAGAAGCAGUCACCUCCAGGCCUCCACAGGCUGCCAAAAGCAUUCUGCAGGAUUCCCUUGGGGUUGAGACUCCUGUGCAAACACAUUUUCCUCAAAGUUCUGGGUCGGUGGAGGCUCCAUCCCUGAGUGAAGAUGAGGACAGCAGCCCAGAGGAGGAAGAUGAAGUCAGCAGCAUGGAUCUGCAGGCCGAGCACCUGAGAGCAUCCUCAAGACCACGGUCCUCACCCGCCACCCGGGAGAGCCUGUUUCAGCCAUACUCCGGGAAGCUGAGGAGUCCCCAGGCCCAGGAAAUGAUUCUGAAAAUGAAAGAGGCCAUCAGUGAAAGGAUCAAGUUUGUCCCUGUGCCUUCCAGACCCCAGGACUGGGCUGAGGAGGAGGAGGAGGGGAGAGCAAUGGUCCCUCCAAGACCUAGCACAGCCAGCGGCAGCAGGAGGGCCCCCGAGAGACAAAGGAGGUCACAAUCAGAAGGAAGUCUUAAGAGCCACGUGGAAGACCCCACCCUCCAAGAGCUGAGACGGGUCCAGACAGACCUCAGUCGGAGACUGGAGGUAUUUUAUGCCCUGGGUGGCGCGCGGCGGGGCCAGAACAAGGAACGACUUCUGCCAUCCAGGGCAUCAGUGCUGUGGCCCCCUUCCAGCUGCAGGGUGAGUCCUAGCAGUGCCAUCAGCAAGUUCAAGGCCUCCCUCACCAAAAAUUUCAGCAUUCUGCCCAAUCAAGACAAGAGCAUCUUGCAAAGAGGUAGUCCCCGCUCUGGGUGUGACCAGCCCUGCCAGGAGAAGGCUGAGACAUUGCCAAAUGCCAGUAGGGUUCCCAGGGACACUGAAUGGGACAUCAGGGGCUGUCCCACCAGAACAUCAGUCAAAAAGCUUAUUGAGACCUUCAGUCCCAAUGAGAGUCUGAGGAUGCCAAGGGACUCCAGGAACUUGGGGUCAAGCCCCUGCCUCAGGAAGUGGGGGGUCCCUGCCAUGCCUCCCAGAUUUCCUAUAUACAGGGGGCUAGCCCCCCUGUAUCCUAAGCCCCAAAUUUCUCCUGCAGCGGGCAGAGAACCUCUCAAGGUGGGCAUGGGCUGGAGGCCUUCUGCUCCCUUCCCCUCUCUUCCUCUGGCAGAAGCAGCAAGGGGGGAAGACAUCAAUUGUGAAGCAGGGGAAGACCUAGAGAACCUCCCUCCACCGCCUCUGGAAAUCCUGAUGGACAAAUCAUUCACUGCUCUGGAAUUUUCAGAUAGCAGCCAGCCGGCAGGCAGCUCCAUGGAAGAGACCCUGGUACCAGGGCUGCAAGAAGCUAGCCCGCCAAGAAAAGCAGGCCCUUCCCCCAAGCUGAGAGCCUCCAUGAGCCCCAUGGCCUUGCUCCCCAGCAAAGGCACCAGACCAGGGGCCAUCAGGAAUGUGGGCAAUUCCAGAGAGCUGACCUUGGACCUGAACUCCCAGCAGGCAGUGAGCCCCAGCCCAGAGGCAGAGGGCGGGACUCACAUUCAUGCACCAGCAGAGGACUCCGCAAGACCCUCUGAGCAUCACCAGAAGGCUCUGCCCUGGGACCACACUAGGGCCCUGGAACCCAGCCUGGCCAGGCUUUCACAAGGUCUGCACUCUCCAGAAGCAUCCAGGAAGGGGCCAGAGAGAAGCCCUCCAGGACACAGAAAAGCCUCUCCCCCGAGAGCACAGUGGGCAUCCCAAGGGGACAGGAGGCUGCAGAGCCUGUCCUCCUCUCGUGGACUGCCCCAGUCAGGCCUCCCUGCUGUUCUCAGCUCCCCUAGCCCACCUCUGAGCCCCAGGACACUGAGCCCACCAGCCACAAAGAAGCCAACUUCCCCACCGUGCGGGCACCCGCAGCCCAACCCGGCCCAGGGCAGCUGUCCUGUCCAGCCGACAGAAACAGACACCCUUUCCUCUGCCUCUUCAUCAUCCCCCUCAGUGUCUCCCUCUCAGGGGUCCAAGGAGAGUCACUCUGAGGACGGUGAAGCCACCACGGGCAAAGCCCCCAGGAACACGUGUUCUAUAUUCUGCCCAGCCGCCUCCUCUCCGUUUGAAGCUAAAUCGUCAUUCUCAGGACCCCAUCCACGAACACUACCAGAACCUGGGGGCCCUUUGAGGAAUCCAUCAGGAGGCUGGAGGGGCAGCUCAGGGCCGCGGCUGAGGGCAGAUUCGCAGAGAAGAACAGCUCUGAGCGCCCUCAACCCCCUGCCUUUUGUCAGAAGGACAGCCUCAGACCGCCAGCGCCAGCAGGGCGACCCGCUUCUGCUGCCCGGCAGCUCUUGGGAACCCUACCCCGGCCAAAGCAGCAGUAGCAGCAAUGAGGAGAGCCCUAAGCAAGAGCCCCCACCUUGGAACAACUCCCGUGCCCCGGAAUUACAGGGCAGUGGCACCAAGUGGGCAUCUCCUUUGGAGCUCUGUGUGCUGGGCCACGGGUUGCAGCCAGAAGCCCGUAUCAGCCGCAGCCAGGACAGAUCCCAGCCGGAGUCACAACACCAGCAGAAGGAAGUGGCCUGACGCGUGUCCUGUGGGGUCACAUUGACGCCCGUCACCCUAGAGCACAUGAAUGAGUCUUGAAGUGUUCACACUGCUCCAUGGAUGGCGGGGAAACCAACUCAAGCUGGAGGGUCUCAGAAAGACCCUGAAGACGCGAUGCCCAAUGGUCUGCAAAAUCUUAAGCAGAAGCUGGGUUCACUUCACAGCAAAGACCCUGACUGCCAUGGUUUCAAACGUUAACGAAAGCUUUAGAGCCUGCGGUGACACCCUUAUCUCUUUUCGAGUGCUGGCCUUAAUUAGAGGGAAAAUGCAUUCAUGUUUAGAGGACCAUAUGUUUUACAGGAUAACCAGUGGUGAUCACAACAUCAUUUAAGCCACAAUGUGUAAAAUAGUCUUCCAAAUAAGAAACUCCAAGGUGUGGGGGAGCCCCCCCCCCCGGCCCCCAGGGUCUUGCUGGAGUUCAGACAGAUAUAAAAACGGAUCUCAAACAAGUACGACAUGUGUGGCCUUGGUCUCUGCAUUCUUCUUUACAUUUCAUUGCCUUUGAUUAUUCUAACACUGUACCUGCCUACAGCAUAAGAAGUUGUACAAACAG
This is a messenger RNA of Mesocricetus auratus (golden hamster), 4740 nucleotides long. RefSeq names its product photoreceptor cilium actin regulator (gene Pcare). Lineage: Eukaryota; Metazoa; Chordata; Mammalia; Rodentia; Cricetidae. The record is from RefSeq and is a predicted model, not a curated record. Gene Ontology annotation, cellular component: photoreceptor inner segment; photoreceptor outer segment. Gene Ontology annotation, biological process: photoreceptor cell outer segment organization; protein localization to photoreceptor outer segment.